AUGACAAGUACCGACUCAACCAAAUCUCAACAUGCCUCGGAUCGGCAAGAUAUCCGCUCUAUCGAAGACUUCGGCCUGGUGCGUCACCCCGACACUCAAGGCUAUGUGGACGACAGCGAAGCUUUGAGCCGAGCGUUCGGAGGCACGGGUUUAGGUGACAUAUUUGCAAACCGCUUCAUCGUCACUUGCGUCUUGGCGGCUUGUACAGGGGGUUUGCUAAAAUUUGUCACUUAUCGUCCAGGUUUCGAUCAGGGUAUCCUCUCCGUCGUCUACGUCAUGCCCCGUUUCUUGGACCAAUUCCCAGAAGUAAAUGAUUCGGUCUCUACAGCGGCGAGCUUUAACAAGGGUCUGAUGACGGGAAUGCUAGAGAUGGGUGCCUUUCUAGGAGCGCUGAUGGCUGGAUUCGUCGCCGACAAGUAUUCUCGAAAAGCAUCCAUCCUCUUCGGUCUGAUCUGGUUCGUGCUGGGUUCUACCGUGCAGACGGCUUCCUUCAACUACGCAACCCUUGUGGCCGGAAGGACUCUCGGUGGUGUCGGUAUUGGAAUCCUCUCGUCCACGGCCCCGAUGUAUAUAUCCGAGGCAAGUGAGGUUGCACCCCCAAACGUUCGAGGCGCUCUGCUCGCUAUGGAACAGUUCACCAUUGUCCUUGGCAUCAUCGUCAUGUUCUACAUCACUUAUGCUACCAGGCAUAUCGCUAGCGAUUGGUGUUACCGUCUUCCCUUCUUGUUGCAGAUGGUACCGAGCAUCUUCCUCGGCGGGUCGCUCUACUUCCUGCCGUACUCGCCUAGAUGGCUCGCUAGUAAAGGUAGAGAGGAAGAAUGUCUCGACGCCCUUUGCAAACUCCGACAACUGCCGUCGUCGGAUCCUCGAAUUCAAGCAGAGUGGAUCUUGAUACGGGGAGAGGCCAUUCAUAAUCGCGAGGCCCUGCUCAUCCGACAUCCCAACAUGCGAGGCGAGGGUUUCAAGAUGGAACUCCAGCGGGAAAUAGCCAGUUGGGUCGAUAUGUUUCGUCCCGAAGUCAUUCGAAGGACGCACAUUGGAAUCGGUCUCAUGUUCUUUCAACAGUUUGUCGGGAUCAACGCUUUGAUUUACUAUAGCCCCUCUCUCUUCGAGACCUUGGGAUUGGAUUACGAGCUGCGCCUCACCCUUUCCGGCGUCAUGAACGUGGUGCAGAUUGCGGGAGUGAUUCCCGCCAUCUUCUUGCUGGAUAAGCUUGGGAGGAAGUUCUGGCUGUAUUUCGGAUCAUUUGGGAUGAUGUCCUCUCAUUUCAUCGUUGCGGCCAUGGUUGCGCGAUACUCGGCUAAUUGGGCCGAUCAUCCCGCUCAAGCUUGGGUCGGAGUCGCCUUUAUACUCUUCUAUAUCUGGUGUUUCGGUACUCCUGUUCCAUGGAGCAUGCCAGCAGAGGUUCACGCUUCAAGCUAUCGUGCCAAAGGUGUGGCGCUGGCCACAUGCAGCAAUUGGAUCAAUAAUUUCAUCAUCGGCUUGGUGACACCGCCGAUGAUCAGAAAUAUAGGAUACGGUACGUUCCUCUUCUUCGGAAGUUUCUCCUUUUUGUCCGCUGUAUGGACCUACUUUUUCAUCCCCGAGACCAAGGGCAAGACGUUGGAGCAGAUGGACGCUGCGUUCAAGACAGAUCAAUCCGCUAAAGACGCCGUCGCCAAAGCCGAAAUCUCCCAACUGCUUUGUCCCGCGGGUUCCGGCUCGAGUGAUGAUCCCGCCAGAGUGGACGAGAAGCGAUACGACAAAGGAGGAUUCGAGCAAGAGUGGCAGGAGACCGUGAUCUGA
Molecule: messenger RNA, 1785 nt
Organism: Filobasidium floriforme
Lineage: Eukaryota; Fungi; Basidiomycota; Tremellomycetes; Filobasidiales; Filobasidiaceae
Product: hexose transport-related protein
Exons: 13
Coding region: 1-1785 (594 amino acids)
Biological process (GO): transmembrane transport; carbohydrate transport
Cellular component (GO): membrane
Molecular function (GO): carbohydrate:proton symporter activity
Source: RefSeq, a predicted model, not a curated record